UACAAUAAAAUUAGUUUGGCAAUUUAAUUUUAUGUAUAACAAAUCUUUAAUAAAUAUAAUAGAAGUUUGUUGCUUUUUAUUACAAAUGUUCUUAAGAAAUAAAAAAACAUUGAAGGCAUAAAAAGAUAACACAGCUUAAUGAAAAUUAGGUAAAUUUGCCUUUUCAUGAAACACGAGCAGAACAAAACUGUGUGCAAAUCGUCUCUUGUGAUUUUUAUACUAUUUGGCGAGGCGCAGACGUCGCGCAAGAAGAGCUAAUCCUGCCGCUUUCACGUGCACAUCUCUUCGCGGGAUAAUAAUAUUUUAUUUAUUUAUCAGCUUUAAUCACAGCCAAUCAUGCAACAUUUUACUAACUCAUAGCAGACUGCUAUGACCCCCUGUCACCACACUUCUAUAAAUGUUUACAUGCAUAUGUUACAGUAUUUAAAAAAAAAAAAAAAUGCACACAAACUAUUCAAAAUAAUUUUAAUCUAAACAGCCAUGCUAUAGUCUCUUAAAUAUCUCAUUAAAAUAAAUGUCAAUUUACACAAUUAUUGUUUAAUGCUAUGGCGGCAGGACACCACUUUGUUAUAAGGUGGUAAAGAAUGAUAAUUUACAGUACCCAAUCCAAACGUAUAAAAUCAGUCUUAGAAAAAUGUUAGACUACAUAGUCUGCCUGUAGCCUAAACUUCCCCUCCUGCUUUAGAAUGAAUGUAGCCUUGUUUUUUUUCCUUCUCAGUAGUUAUUGUUAGUAAUAUCGAAAUUGUAAUGUAGCCUACAAGUUAAAAUGAAUGAAUGAAUUUACAGGUGUGCAAGGUGUGUGCAGAAUCUCAGGAAUGCAUCUUUGAUGGGGAUAAGCUCUCAGCUGCUCCAUCAGAGCUACAGGGUGUGCCGUGCACGUUUUCACCCUAGCCAGUUCAAGAGGCCAUAUAAUGUGUAUUUAUAUUAUGAAAAUAAUCAAAUAGAAAAUGCUGUUAGAAAUUUUUUUUUGAUUAUCUUGUAGCCAUGCUGGAUUGAAAUGGGAUGCAGUGCCCACAAGGGUUAAUGCCCCUAACCCACCGGAGUUAAGAAGAAAGCCACCAAAGUCAUCAGGAGUUAAGCAAAAAGAGUCAUUUUGUUCACCCAUCAAAUGAAGCCUCAUCCACUGCAGACAGUGUUUCAGAGACAGAUAUCACAACACCUGAUGCUGCUGUAGCAGAACCUUCGAUGCCACCGACCACUGUUGCCACCAAAGUCAUUGCCAAAAAACCAUGAAGCUGCUGCCAAGGAACGUGCCCUGAAGAUGAAGAUCAGGAGUCUGAAGUCACAGGUGUGCAAGCUGAAGACAAAAGUGAGGAAACAGAACCGGCUAAAGAAGACCAGCAUGGCAGGUGUUAAUAAGAAGUCAGUGAUGAAGCAGUUGAAGAAACUCUUACCAGCCAAAGCCUAUGCUUUUGUGAGUACACAGAUACGCAUGUCUCAACGCAAGGCUCUUGGUUUCUGGUGGACCACUCAUGACAAAGCUUUCUUCUUGGCUCUGCUACAUGCCAGUCCAAAGUGUUACAGGCUACUGUUCAAAGUGUUUUCUAUGCCAUCUGUCCGCACACUGCAGAAGCUUAUGAAGUCCACUGAUUUGAAACCUGGCUUUAAACAAAGUAUUCUUGCCACCAUUAAGAACAACUCAGAGAAGACCAGUUGUGAGCUUGUGCUGCAGUUCAGAGCAUAUGCCUCCCAGGAGAGCCCCCAGGUCAUUAUCGACACAGACCAGAUCUCAGAUGAACAUCGUUAUACCUCCCAGUAUAGUCCCAGGAUAACCAUCAGUUCUGAGAUUAUAGACGAACACAGCUAUGCUAGAGUGACUACUGAUUGUGGAGAAGCUGAGACGGGUUCCGUGCGGGGAAUAUGCAGAUCCAGUUGUCACUGCUAAUAGAGUCUGCAUACAUAAGGGAGUUUGAAUGGCUGGCUCACUGGUUCAGUCAAAAUAAACUGGAGCUGAACACGCUCAAAACAGUGGAGAUGAUAAUUGACUUUAGGAGGAACACCCCAGCAUCGACUCCGCUCACCAUUCUAAACAGCACUGUGGCAUGAGUGGAGUCAUUCAGGUUCUUGGGCUCUACCCUCUCACAGGACCUGAAGUGAGAGACUCACAUUGACUUCAUUGUGAAAAAGUCCCAGCAGAGGUUGUACUUCCUUUGCCAGCUGAGAAAGUUCAAGCUGCCACAGGUUCUGCGGAUCCAGUUCUACUAAGCAGUCAUUGAGUCUGUCCUCUGCACUUCUAACUGUCUGUUUUGGUUCAACUACAUAAUCAGACAUCAGAAGACUUCAAACGAUAGUCCAGACUGCUGAGCAGAUUAUUGGUUCUCACCUUCCCACCCUUCAAGUACUGUACACCUCCAGAGUGAGGAAAUUGGCUGGAAAAUUGCUUUGGACCCCAUUUACCCAGUACAUUACCUUUUUGAACUGUUGCCUUCUGGCCAGCGCUACGGAGCACUGAACACCAGAACAGUCAGUCACAAGAACCGUUUCUUCUCUCAGGCAUUCCCCUUAUGAACAUUUAAAACUGCACCCAAUACUCUCCAUUGUGGCAAUACAAGCAUGUGCAUAUUCAACAAUUUGUUUAUAUUUAUAUUAAUUUGACAUAUCCUACCUCUUCUGCACAAUAAAUUAAAUCACCUUGCACAUAACAGUAUAUAACAUAUUUGAACAACAGUAUUGCUCUAAUGCAGUUCCCCCUGUAUAUUUAUCUGUUGUAUCUUAUUUUGCAUUCAUAUUUCACUGUUUACGUAUAUAUGUAUAUAUCAAAUGUUUGUAUGUAUAUGUUGUACUAGAAGCUUCUGUCACCAUGACAAAUUCCUUGUGUGUGUAUGCAUACUUGACAAUAAAGUUCAUUCUA
Molecule: messenger RNA, 2851 nt
Organism: Xyrauchen texanus (razorback sucker)
Lineage: Eukaryota; Metazoa; Chordata; Actinopteri; Cypriniformes; Catostomidae
Exons: 2
Coding region: 1262-1885 (207 amino acids)
Source: RefSeq, a predicted model, not a curated record